This is a messenger RNA of Tympanuchus pallidicinctus (lesser prairie-chicken), 1646 nucleotides long. RefSeq names its product interferon regulatory factor 5 (gene IRF5). The record is from RefSeq and is a predicted model, not a curated record. Gene Ontology annotation, cellular component: nucleus. Gene Ontology annotation, molecular function: DNA-binding transcription factor activity, RNA polymerase II-specific; protein binding; RNA polymerase II cis-regulatory region sequence-specific DNA binding. Bases 199 to 1614 code for a protein of 471 amino acids. Gene Ontology annotation, biological process: regulation of transcription by RNA polymerase II; immune system process. Lineage: Eukaryota; Metazoa; Chordata; Aves; Galliformes; Phasianidae. The transcript has 9 exons.
GCUCCUCCCAACCCCUCGCGUCACGGAACGGGGGCGUGGCGCUCUGUAUGCAAAUGAGAUGCUAAUGUGGGAGGAAGCGUGUUUGGAGGGGAGCAGCGAAGGGUGCUGGAGAGGGUUCCCCACGUGCCUCACCACGUCCUGCACCGUGUCACCUCCUCAUCACCGCACGGCCUCUGCUGGUGUCCCCUCGUAUCCUCCAUGGCAUCCCCGGUGCCUCGCCGCGUGCGCCUGCGCCCAUGGUUGGUGGCCCAGGUGGACAGCGGCCGUUUCCCAGGGCUGCACUGGUUGGACGCGCGGCGCCGGCUCUUUGUGAUCCCAUGGCACCACGCCACGCGGCACUUCCCGGCACACGGCGGCGAUGAUGAAACCGUCUUCAAGGCAUGGGCAGCAGAGACAGGGAAGUUCCUUGCUGGGCGGGAUGAGCCGGAUCCUGCCAAGUGGAAGGCGACGCUGCGUUGUGCCCUCAACAAGAGCCGCGAGUUCCGCCUGCGCUACGACGGCACCCGCGCUGUGCCCCCCCGGCCCUAUAAGGUGUACGAGGUCUGUGGGGCCGACGGAGCAGACACGGUGACCGGGGAUGACUUCAGCUGCGGUGGGGAGGAAGAGGAGGAGGAAGAAGAUGUCAGUGAGCUGCAGAAGCUGAUGUCUCUGAGCAUCGAUGACUGUGGGAUGGACCCGGUGCCCCCCUGGCACGAGGAGCACCCCCCGUUCAGCAACGCCGACCCCACAGUGCCCGUCCUGCCCCCUGAGCUGCCCCCUGAGCUGACCUCACAGCUGCCCCCUGAGCUGAACCCACAGCUGACCCAACAGCUGCCCCCACAGCUGCCUCCUCCGGGACCCCCAGCACUCCUGGAACAUGGCGUCCCCAAUCUGCUGGCCAGCCCUCACCUGCUACCCCUGACGGACCUGGAGCUGCGCUUCCAGUACCGCGGGCGGCGGGUGAGCGCCCUGACCGUCAGCCACCCCCUGGGCUGCCGCCUGUCCCACGGGGGGUCCCUGCCCCCCACCCCGCAACGCCCCGACCUGCUGGGACACCCCGAGCUCCAGCAGGUCCCCUUCCCCGACCCCGAGGGGAUCCCGCACGACAAGCAGCGCCGCUACACCCGCACUCUGUUGGGGGCCAUGGAGCGGGGGCUCCUCCUGGAGCUGGGGGGACAGGACCUCUAUGCCACCCGCCUCUGUCGCUGCAAAGUGUUUUGGGAUGGGCCCUGCGCCCCACCUCAGGACCCCCACCUCGACCCCCGGCCCAACCCCAUGGAGAGGGAGAGGAGGGUCCAAGUGUUCAGCCUGCAGCGGUUCCUUGACGGGCUGAUCCUGUUCCAGAAGGGGCAGAGCCCAACACCGCCACCCUUCGAGGUCUUCCUGUGCUUUGGGGAGGAGUGGCCCGACCACAGACCCAAGGAGAAGAAGCUCAUCACUGUGCAGGUGGUGCCAGUGGCAGCACGGCUGCUGCUGGAGCUGUUCUCAGGGGAGCUGUCGUGGUCGGCUGACAGCGUCCCGCUGCAGAUCUCGCAGCCCGACCUGAAGGAUGCCCUGGUGGAGCAGUUCAAGGAGCUGCACCGCCUGUGGCAGCAGCAGCAGCGCCCGGAUCCCGGCCCGCGGCCCCCGCUGUGACAUGGGGAUGGGGAGAAAAUGGGGUGUAUGGU